Molecule: messenger RNA, 558 nt
Organism: Adineta steineri
Lineage: Eukaryota; Metazoa; Rotifera; Eurotatoria; Adinetida; Adinetidae
Source: the annotation of a GenBank genome assembly
AUGUCUGGUCAACCGAAUAAUUACAUAUUUUCGAUUCUUAUAUUAUUUACAUUCAUAUGUACAAAUGUUUAUAGUGUUACUUGUCGUUAUGAUCAAAUAACAUGUCAAACUUAUUCGUACACUUGGUGCUGUGAAACUUAUCAAUAUUGUGGAAGUACUUCAGGAUCAUGUUUAUAUUAUACAACACGAGUACCUGUGCCAACACCAUCUUCAGAUUUACCACCAAGUCUUCUUACAGUCAUUAUUGUUGUUCCCAUCGUUUUUAUAGUUACAUGUUUAUCCUGCUGGAUGCAAUCGCAAAAGCAUGCUCGUUCUUCUACGAUAGAUACAAAUAAUGAAAUAGGAUCGUAUACAUAUCACCAACAAUCUAGGCAUAGACCCGGUCGAACUUUUCAAGUUCAUCCUGUUUAUGAUGCUAAUGGUAGAUCACCAAUUCCGAGUAUAUAUGAAGAAGCACCACCAUCCUAUGAAGCUGCAAUGUCUAAUGUACCACCAAAACAUUCAUUAGUAUUAUCACCACCUGUAACAGCAACUGUUGAUGAAAACAGCAACUGCUAA